Molecule: messenger RNA, 3984 nt
Organism: Talaromyces proteolyticus
Lineage: Eukaryota; Fungi; Ascomycota; Eurotiomycetes; Eurotiales; Trichocomaceae
Product: WD repeat protein
Exons: 7
Coding region: 1-3984 (1327 amino acids)
Biological process (GO): vacuolar acidification
Cellular component (GO): RAVE complex
Molecular function (GO): protein binding
Source: RefSeq, a predicted model, not a curated record
AUGCGGGCGGUUCUGCCAGGGCGGCCUCAAACGAAGCUCCAGGCUCUCAGCACUGCGCUGUGGGAUGGUAUUCGGAUUGUUGCAUACAUUUCUGGACAUGCGCUUGUUAUCCUGACCGGAGCGCAAACGCUCCUGCAGACCAUCUACGUUGACGACACGGAUUGUCUCGAGGCAAUCUCUAUCGAUGAGGCAACUGGUCAAAUUGCAGUCAGUGGAGGAUCGGAUAUCUUCAUCUACCGUCCCAAUGGCUUCAAGGGGGAAUCAUUGAAGUGGUCUCUAGCCUUUGCGUUUUGCUCGGAAGACGACGAUGAAGAUGUGAAUACCCUGUCGUGGGGUACAUCCAAUGAACUCCUCGUUGCCAACUCUAUUCUUUCUGUGUGGUUCCUCAACGACAAUCCCCGUCUCGUGUGGAAAAAGAAAUUGGCAGGUCUCGCAAAAUUCGCCGAGUUCUCCCCCGAUGCGGAAUUUGUGGCGACAACAGGGAAAUAUGAUCAGCUUGUCAAAAUAUGGAAAAGACUAUCUUUUGGUGCUGAUGAUGUUCGAUUUGAGGUGUCUUAUCUUCCUCAUCUAGCGACUGUCACCAAAAUACACUGGCGAAAACCAUUUCAUAGGGAACAAUCAAUAGAAAAUGUAUUGUAUACAAUGUGUGCAGAUGGUAAAAUCAGAAUUUGGGCUGUUUCCGAUCACCAAGCUCUGUCGGUGAUGCAUCUUUGGACUGAGAUUGAUAUGAACGCUUCCAUUCAACCUAGAGACAGCCUCCAUACUUCCAAUCGUCGAUAUGGGUUUAUUGUUGAUGGCCGGGACUUCCGAGCUGCAACUGAGCGUGCCGUCCAAAGAAAUACGCAACAGGAUAACUUGGCCCUGGAACACCUUGUUGAGGUAGCGAACAAAAGCCCUGAUGUUUGCAUUAUUAUCGAUGACUAUGGCCAUAUGUGUGCAUGGGCCGUGGAUAAUAUUGGUGGAAAAGCCAAGUCUGCAGCCGACAUUUUCAAUAUUUUACACAUAGAGGGUUUACAGUUCUCUCUACCUAAGAACGCCUCUCCGCAAGAAGACUAUGCACAAUUUUAUUCCUUUGGUACUUCCACGGAAGAAGAGUCGUUGUCAAUACUAGCUCAUUACUUCGAUGGGAGGAUAGAAUGGAUCGAUUCCAAGGUCGACGUACUCUUCGAUCCAACGCCGCGAAAAAAUCGAUUAACAUCCCGAGGCAUCUGGUCUGGCCACACAGAGCCAAUUAAGAAGAUUGUUCGCAAUGCAAAGGGCCAUGUCCUUGUGUCACGAACAGAUGAUAACAAUGCGAUGAUCUGGCGUCAGAAAGUCAGAGGCUCAGGCUCCAUAUUAACUAGGCAAAGCUCGCUUUCGUCGCAAGAACAUAUUCACCGAACGUGUGUCAUUGGGGAUGGACACUUCCUUAUCAAUCUUCACCAUAACAGCCUAUCUCUAUGGGAUAUUCAGUCUUCUCCGGCUGUCAUGUUGGAUUCUCGUGGCUUCUCUAUUUCUAGCAAGCCACUUUGUGCUCUAACAGUUCCGAACCCUGAUUCAUCCGACAGUAUGGUCUAUAUUGCUACAAUAAGUGCAGAUAUGAAGGGCAUAGCUUGGGAAGUCGACUUGUUGGGUGCAAAUAACGACAAGACUGUGACUACCAGUGAAUCCGCCACAGUUUUGAGACAGUUCUGUACAUUUGAUAUGGGAUUGGACGAAGAUGUUGCCUACGUCUUAGCAGUGGACCCCGCGGGUCAGACUGUUCGCAGCUCAGGGUCGCUGGAUCUUUUUGCUGCGGAUAUUGCGCUAUCUUAUACUACAAAAGGAACUAUUCAUUCAUGGGCAGCCAAGGUUGACAAAACAAAUCAAAAACUAGACUGGCUGCUUACGUCGACGGUUGAGACGGGCGUGGCAAAUCCAUCUCUCGCGAGUGGUAGUUCAAUCAGGAAGGCUGCUCUCGUUGACCAAGAACGCACACAUCUCACUAUUUGGGAUACUAGUGGGGCUCAACUAGAGUUCGAAGAGCAAUUUCCAGACCACGACAUGAUUCGAGACCUCGAUUGGACGUCUACUCCAGACCAACAAUCAAUUUUAGCUGUCGGAUUUUCUCAUAAAGUCAUUCUGCUCUCCCAACUCAGAUAUGAUUACCUGGAUGCCGGUCCUUCAUGGACCCCAGUUCGAGAAAUUCGCAUCCGUGACUUAACUCCACAUCCCAUUGGGGACUCGUGCUGGCUGGGCAGCGGUAAUCUUGUCGUGGGUACGGGGAAUCAACUCUUUGUAUACGAUAAAGGGGUCGAAGCGCACAGCCGAUUGGUCUCUAAACUUCGCAUACAAGCUCGUAGAAGCACAUUCGUGGAUCUUUUCGAUGUUGUUAGCAGACUAAACGGGCCUUUGCCAGUCUACCAUCCCCAAUUUCUUGCUCAAUGUAUUUUGUCAGGGAAAACGAGUCUGGUGCACCUCAUCCUUCUAGGCCUGAAUAAAAAGUUGAAGUUCUACACGGAAGGUGACGAAAUCGAUACUUUUCUUGAAAUACCCAUUGAAGAAUUCUAUAGGGAUAAUGAUGAUUUACAGAGGACAUCUUGGAAAGGAUUACGAUCAUCCACUGAUCUUGAUGACCAUGAACCGCAAGUUCUGAAUGAAAACGUAGCAGCAAUUCUGAAUGAGAACCUUACUCGUGUCACACUUCCACAGCUUUCUAGCCACGAACAAUUCCGCCUCGUUGACCUAAUUGAAUGCGUUGCUACAGUUGAAAAGCAUCGUAGGUCCAUGGAUGCUAAUGCCGCCCGAUACUUACUCUUUUUUCGUCAUCAUAUGCUCCGAAGAAGUCAGGGAGUUGCCAACAAAGACACCGUCUCGUGGCGAGAGAUUGUGUGGGCUCUUCAUAGCGACAGCCAAGACAUUAUCGCCGAUUUGGUUUCGAGACAGUUCAGUGGUAAAAUGCUAUGGAAGUCGGCGAGAGAAAGUGGGAUUUUCAUGUGGCUGUCAGAUCCUACUGCCUUCAGAGCCCAACUCGAAAUCAUCGCUCGGAAUGAAUAUACCAAAACGGAGGAGAAAAACCCGAUUGACUGUUCACUUUAUUAUCUAGCUUUACGAAAGAAGAAUGUCCUCCAAGGCUUGUGGCGUAUGGCAACGUGGAAUCGCGAACAGGCUGUCACACAACGCCUGCUAGCAAACAAUUUCGAAGAACCAAGAUGGAAAACAGCAGCAUUAAAAAACGCAUAUGCGCUGCUCGGCAAGCGUCGAUUUGAAUAUUCGGCCGCUUUCUUUUUGUUGGCAGAUCAUUUACGUGAAGCUGCAAAUGUAUGCAUAAACCAGAUUGGGGAUAUUCAACUGGCAAUCACCAUCACAAGAGCGUACGAGGGUGAUGAUGGCCCUAUUCUGAAAGAGAUCCUAGAGGGUAAGGUUCUUGUAGAGGCUGCAUCAGAAGGCAACCGGUGGAUGGCAUCCUGGGCUUUUUGGAUGUUGAAUCGAAGAAGUUCAGCGGUACGAUCCUUAAUUUCCCCAGUCGACACUCUCAUACCACCAACGCCUGCAUCUCCUGGAAGUCCAGGUAUGAUCUCUCUCCAAGCAAGAUCUUAUCUUUCGAAUGAUCCUGCGUUGGUGGUUCUAUACAAACACCUGCGCGAAAAGACAUUGCAAACUCUCAAGGGUGCAACCCAAAUUCCACCAGCUGCUGAAUGGGCUUUUGUACUGCGCAAUGCCCGUCUCUACGAUCGUAUGGGCUGUGACUUGCUAGCUCUUGAUCUUGUAGCCCGCUGGGAAUUCCUUCGGGCGCCUCUACCUCAGACUCUAACUCCGUUCGCCGAUACCGAGACAGAUUAUCGCAAAUUUCUCCGUAGACGCAGCAGUCUAGUCAUUGCGGACCUGCCGCUGCGACUUCCACGUGAAGCAGCCCAAGAGGCUAUUAAGAGCCCGACAACACCAAAAAGGCCACAACCAAAGCCUAAACCUACUAUGUUCGAGGAACCGGAUUCCAAUUCGUUGUUAGACAGUUUUGGCUUCUAG